Molecule: messenger RNA, 863 nt
Organism: Papaver somniferum (opium poppy)
Lineage: Eukaryota; Viridiplantae; Streptophyta; Magnoliopsida; Ranunculales; Papaveraceae
Product: blue copper protein-like
Exons: 2
Coding region: 123-650 (175 amino acids)
Cellular component (GO): plasma membrane
Molecular function (GO): electron transfer activity
Source: RefSeq, a predicted model, not a curated record
UAGUUAUAUUAACCCAAGUUAGUAACUGCUCCCUCCAUUAAAUAUAAGGACCAUCCCCUCCUCUCAUUGUUAUCACAUCUCACAUAUCUUUCUUUCUUCCUUUCUUCUUCAUUCUCUGUCUAAUGGCCAAAGCUGGAGUAGCAGUUUUAUGUGCAAUCACUAUAUUGUUUAGCUGUUUCAUGUUGAGCUUAGCAACAGACUACACAGUCGGAGAUACAGCUGGUUGGGCUUCAGGUGUGAACUAUGAUACUUGGCUUACUGGUAAAACCUUCGCUGUUGGUGACACCUUGGUGUUUAACUAUGGAUCAGGUGCACAUUCAGUUGCUGAAGUGAGUAAAAGUGAUUACGAGGGUUGCUCAUCAGCAAACGCAUUGGCUUCAGAGAGUGAUGGUGCAACAACAAUUAGCUUAAACAAAGCAGGAACUCGUUAUUUCAUUUGUGGAAUCCCUGGACAUUGUUCCAAUGGAAUGAAAUUAGCGGUUACUGUUGGAGCAGCAGGAGGUACCGGAACAGGAGGAAGCACCACUACACCAACAACCACAACACCCACUACCACUACUCCAACCAGCACCACCCCAUCUUCAUCAUUUGUCGUUGUUCCUUCUGUGACUGUACUUCUGUUCACCUUGAUGUCAUUUCUUAUGCUGUGAGGCAGUAGUGCUCUGUCCAUCUCUCUAGCUUUUUUGUAUGAACAUGUCAUGGUAGAUGAUAAAAAGAGAGAAAGGGGCCGUGUUGAUGAUUUUUACUUGCACUGAUGCAUUUGAGGAGUUUAGUUUUAUAUUUAAAAUUUGUAAUGACGGAUUAGUAGAUUGAUUAAUGUCAUGUUAUUUAUUGUGAAAGUGAAUCAAUCUUAAUUUUUCAAG